Molecule: messenger RNA, 345 nt
Organism: Penicillium coprophilum
Lineage: Eukaryota; Fungi; Ascomycota; Eurotiomycetes; Eurotiales; Aspergillaceae
Exons: 1
Coding region: 1-345 (114 amino acids)
Source: RefSeq, a predicted model, not a curated record
AUGUCCACCUCCGCCCUUCCAGACCGCUACAAGCUGAUCUUUUUCGUCCCGACCGCCAACGCGGAGAGCUGUAAAGAAGCCAUUUUCGCUACAGGUGCAGGGUCAUUCCCAGGUGGGAAGUAUACCAAGUGUUGUUUCCAGACUAUCGGUACAGGCCAAUUCCUGCCCAACGAGGGCGCAAACCCGGCGGUCGGAGCUGUCGGUGCUUUGGAACAGUGCGAGGAGGUCAAGGUGGAGAUUAUGUGCCUUGGCCGGGGCAUUAUGCUGAAUGCAGUUGAUGCUUUGAUCUUGACGCAUCCAUAUGAGGAGGUUGCCUAUGAGGUUUAUAAGAUGGAGAAUGUUUAG